AUGGAAAAGCAAGAAAAUCUACAGACCUCCAAUUGUAGCAGAUUACAACAGGUACAUGGGUGAUGUGGACCAAAUUCCUGCUACUCUCAAUCCAUAGUGUUUACAUCUUGGAGGGAUACAAAAUUCCCCACAAUGGUAAAGGCAAACGAAAGAGAGGCAUGCUAUUGUUUAAGCAAGAGCUUGUGAGAACCACUCCUACCAGAAACAAGGCAGCCAAAAGGCAAAGACAAAAUAUGCCCCCGGAAGAUUGUCUGGCAAAUGUGGGCCCACACUUACCCAUCAAGGGUGAAGGGAAUAGUCAUUGA
Molecule: messenger RNA, 305 nt
Organism: Pocillopora meandrina
Lineage: Eukaryota; Metazoa; Cnidaria; Anthozoa; Scleractinia; Pocilloporidae
Source: the annotation of a GenBank genome assembly